This is a messenger RNA of Podarcis raffonei (Aeolian wall lizard), 1686 nucleotides long. It is a transcript of the gene AGK, whose product is annotated as acylglycerol kinase. Gene Ontology annotation, biological process: protein insertion into mitochondrial inner membrane; ceramide biosynthetic process. The coding region runs from base 183 to 1454 and encodes 423 amino acids. Lineage: Eukaryota; Metazoa; Chordata; Lepidosauria; Squamata; Lacertidae. The record is from RefSeq and is a predicted model, not a curated record. Gene Ontology annotation, molecular function: ATP-dependent diacylglycerol kinase activity; ceramide kinase activity; acylglycerol kinase activity. Gene Ontology annotation, cellular component: TIM22 mitochondrial import inner membrane insertion complex; mitochondrion. The transcript has 16 exons.
CUUGCGGCAGCCUCGGCCCCGGCGGAGAAGGAGGAGGAGCCAGAAGGGAGCGCGGGGGCCGCGGAGCGGAGGCAGGCUAGCCGGCAGGCGGCGAGAGGCGGCUCCACGCGUCAGAUGCUCUUCCAUUCUGUUUCUUUGCAUCGGCGUCCCCUAUAAGGUCUGCUGCAGAGUAAAACAUAAACAUGGCCAAGGUUAUCAAAAUGUUUCACACACUCAGAAAUCACUGGAAGAAGACCACCGCUGGGGCCUGCCUGCUCACCUGGGGAGGAAACUGGCUGUAUGGAAAACACUGCGAUAACCUGCUAAGGAGAGCUGCAUGCCAAGAAGCCCAGGUGUUUGGCAACCAGAUUCUUCCUUCCAGCAUGCAGAUCAAGAAAGCAACAGUGUUUCUCAACCCUGCAGCUUGCAAAGGCAAAGCCAGGAGUCUUUUUGAAAAGAAUGCGGCCCCAAUUCUUCACUUGUCUGGUCUGGAUGUGAUUGUGGUUAAGACAGAUUAUGAAGGGCAAGCGAAGAAGUUGUUGGAGCUGAUGGAAAACACAGACAUGAUAAUCGUUGCAGGAGGUGAUGGAACAUUGCAAGAGGUCAUAACUGGCCUUCUCCGGAGGGUGGAUGAGGCAGCUUUCAGUAAGAUUCCCAUCGGAUUCAUUCCCCUCGGAAAGACCAGCACCUUAAGUCACACGCUUUAUCCAGAGAGUGCAAACCAAGUCCAGCAUAUUACUGAUGCCACGCUGUCCAUACUGAAAGGAGAGACUAUUCCACUUGAUGUUUUGCAGAUUAAGGGGAACAAAGACCAGCCCGUCUUUGCUGUAACUGGUUUAAGAUGGGGGUCUUACAGAGAUGCGGGAGCAAAAGUCAGCAAGUACUGGUAUCUUGGGCCUCUGAAAAUCAAAGCAGCCCACUUCUUUAAUACAUUGAAGGAGUGGCCUCAGAAGCAUCUAGCCUCCCUUUCCUAUUUGGACCCAACUCCAAGGCCUCCUGAGGAGCCGGAGCAAAAGACCCCUAGACCUCCUUUAUACAUCAGGCUUUACAAGAGACUGGCACAUUAUUGGACACCUGUCCCCAAAGAAAUCCCCAAGGAGGUGACCCCGGAGGCCUGGCGAGAAAUGCAGCUGUCUGCUAUUGAAUUCUCUGUCACUACUCAGAACAGACAUCUUGACUUGAAACGCACAGAAGACUUCAUGAAUAUUUGCAUUGAACCAGAUUCAAUCAGUAAAGGAGAAUACAUUAAAAGAGGAAGCCAAAAGAUGGAGGACCCCCACUUGUGCCCAGAAGGAAGCCAGUGCCUUCAGGCUAGCAGGUGUAUCUUGCAGCUUCCAGAGGAUACGGAAGGCUUCUUGGCUGUGGACAGCGAGGAGUACGAAGCGAUGCCAGUGGAAGUGAAGCUGCUGCCCAGGAAACUCCGCUUUUUCUGUGAUGCCAGAAAAAAAGAGCAAAUGCUUCAAGGCGCAUCCUAGCGAAGGCUGCUGCCGCCAGCCAACCAUGUGAACUUCAAAACGAUGCUCUCGGCUCCUGGUUGGCAAGCUGGCGUUUGCAUCUGAUAAGGCCUGCAGGCAUGUCAGGUGCCAAAGAAGACACAUAUGGAAAGGAUCUCUGAAAAGGGGGUUAAAUUGGUUAAGUUUAAAGAACUGCAGCUGGAAAAUUUGCAUGCCUUUCCUUGAGAACAAUGAAAGACUUUGUUUUUUUGCA